AUUGUGGGAAGGAAUGUGGGAGGAGGUGCCAGCUAUCGUCGAGGCCGAACCUCUGCCAUCGAGCAUGUGGAACCUGCUGCAAGAGAUGCAACUGUGUUCCACCAGGUACCGCCGGCAACCAGGAUGUGUGUCCCUGCUAUGCCAAAAUGACUACCCACGGCGGCCGGAAAAAGUGCCCUUAAAGCUUCGGUUCCUUAGUUAGAAGUGCCACCGCUCAUGAUUAAAGAAAGUUAUUUACGAUGAAGUAUAUAAAAUUCGUGUGGUUGUUUUAUCUCUUUUCCUCCUUUACAUAGAUACGAUGAAUGGUACGGGUAAAAACUUUUUUAAUGAAAUGAAUUCGGUUUAUCCUUAA
Molecule: messenger RNA, 352 nt
Organism: Olea europaea var. sylvestris
Lineage: Eukaryota; Viridiplantae; Streptophyta; Magnoliopsida; Lamiales; Oleaceae
Product: gibberellin-regulated protein 11-like
Exons: 1
Source: RefSeq, a predicted model, not a curated record